AACACAGCUUCCUAGAAAACAUAAAUCUUGAUAUAGUUUCGGUGAAAAGUCAUAAUACCAAGCAUGACCAAAACUUGAGUUAGAAACAAAACAUUUGUUGAACAAGCAGAUGUUCUUAAAAUGCAACCAAUGCACUACAACAUAAGAACAUGUUAACAAAAGGUCUGUAAAGUCAAGCAUUCGAAAAAGGAGGGAUGUCUUGAAAAACCUCAACAUCAACAAAGAAACAUAAAAUGAAGCAAGGAUACCUGUAGAAAAUCAGUAGCAAGAGCGGGCAGUACUCGUAGUUGAAGGAGCCAGUUUCUGAACGGUGACUAGAGAUUGAUUAUCGAGACACAUAAAUUGACAGUUACUGUCAUACUUGCAACAACCAUUUGACCAAAACUAGCAAACUAGUCUGUAAGAAGCCGGAGAAAAUGGAGAGAUCACCAUGAAUAAGGAAGGGCAACAACUUGGUGCUUCGAUGGAUCGGCAGUGUUUUGAAAGGAUUGCGAUAGCCACGCAUGACGACCUGCCGAGCAAAGAGACCCAAGCCCGACAGCACCCAUCCCUUGAAAAACCGAAUUUCCAGAUCUGCUCUGUUCUUCCUCCUCUGCCACCGGUUGCUACUGGGUGUGAAUUUUGGUUUUUCCUGGUUCUUGAUCCUUGGGGCACUUUAGUACGUGGAUUGAGUCUUCAGUUUUAUGCGAGUGAGGAAGCGAAGUCAAGAACGGGGAAAAACGAGGGGAGUGACGAGUUAGAAGCUAGCCAUCUUGUAAAUUGAACAUAGAUUUUAGAUAUAAAUCAUGAUCUUGUAAGCUAGACUUUAUUUGGGGAUUUAUGAUAUUAGGGCGAAUUUUAUAAUUUUAUCUUCAGAUUUUGUAGUAUUAGAUUGUGGUAUGAUAAAGUUCCGAGCCUUGUGCAUUUGUGAAACCCUCUCACAAGUGUACGGCAUCUGCCACGUCCUCGGAUUUGGGUUUUGGGGCGUGACACAUCUUAAAAAUAGUCCUAUCAAGAUUAGAUAGGUGAAAUCCUACUAGAAUCAGAAUACCCAAACACCAAUCAAAUAAAGUUAUACUCCUAGGAUAACUUUAUGUAAAUAUCCUAUAAAUACCUCAAAAAUCA
Rubroshorea leprosula is the source of this 1104-nucleotide messenger RNA. Lineage: Eukaryota; Viridiplantae; Streptophyta; Magnoliopsida; Malvales; Dipterocarpaceae. The record is from the annotation of a GenBank genome assembly.